Molecule: messenger RNA, 4302 nt
Organism: Phyllopteryx taeniolatus (common seadragon)
Lineage: Eukaryota; Metazoa; Chordata; Actinopteri; Syngnathiformes; Syngnathidae
Gene: tmem132e
Product: transmembrane protein 132E
Exons: 9
Coding region: 731-4021 (1096 amino acids)
Source: RefSeq, a predicted model, not a curated record
UGACCACUGAAAGCAGCUUUCUUGUCAGUAAGGUGAGCACGUUCACUUUGAGAGCGCUUCGAUAGGCGGAACCGGCGAAGCCCCGGUCCCCUCCGUUAUAACAGCCCGGUCAGACGACCAGCGGUCCGGGUGUCCAUGAGUCAAAAGACCGCUCGAGUUGGUGGGACUCUCCGGUGACCGCGACGAUGCUCCGCGCUGCCCGCAUCCACAGCCCCAAAGUAAAACGGGUAUAAGCGGAAAAAAAACAAAAAACAAAAAAACUCGCCGGACUUUCCUCAGUUCUUUUUUUUCUUCUUCCCCCUGAACAACGAGCGACACCGAGCGAGCCAGGGACCCUCCGAGUCGGACGUGACCACCCAACCGGGUUUGUUUUCCUCUCAGAAAGGCACUUCCAGCCCUUCGUCCUUCCUCGGAAGAAGCCCGGCAAGUGUGAGUGACAGCUCGGCCACGGCGGUGCGGAUUCACCCAGUGUUUCUUCACCCUCAAGGAACUCAUUUUUUGAAACAUUUCUUACAAUUUCCUCCAAUUUUUCAAAUUGAAUUAAGGACAUUUUCAGCGCGGACGACGACAUUGUCUGUGUGAUUUAUGAUUUUUGGGGUGUCGCUUCGGAACUUCCAGAGGGGGGGCCGCGAACGCUCUCUUUUGGCCGGGAGAAGAUCGCAUCGGCGGGGCUCCGGCUGGUGAUCCACUCAUUCUAGGAUUAAAACCUCCACCUGCUGGGAAUUCUACCAUGUCAGGUGCACGGGAUUGCAGACGGACGCUCCUCAUCUGUGUGGUGGUGGAGGCGCUUUCAUGUGCUCUUGCAGGCAAAGUCUCGCCGACCAGUUCCGAUGCCCUCCUCAGUUCCUCACCGGUGACGGCCAAUCCCUCGCCGCCCGCCAUAUACCUGCCGGCCAGCUUCAAGAUAUCCAACGUGCAGCUAGCCUUCUUCUUGCGCGAGGCUGCGCAGGCGUCGGGACCGAUCGUGGGCGGGGGCGGCGGCGGCGGUCCGGGCGGCGGGCACCCCCUGCAGCGCUCAGAGAGUUUUGUGGUUUUCCAGACAAAGGAGCUCCCGGCCGUCAACAUCAGCUUGGGGCCGUUUGCCCGCGACCAGACGCUGUCCAAGGAGCUGCUCCAGCCAACCAGCCCCCUGGACAUCCCCGGCCAGCUGACGGUCAACUGGAAGGUGCGCGCCUUUAUUGUCCAGUCGCGAGUGUUCUCCAACAACCCCGCCGUGCAGGUCUUCUUCUACAUCGCCGGCCGCGAUUGGGACGACUUCAAGGCGCAGGACAAACUGCCGUGCGUCCGCCUGCACGCCUUCCGGGACGUGCGGGAGAUUAAGACCUCGUGCCGCAUGAAAGGCAACCUGGCGCAGUGCUUGGCCCAGCUGGACCUGCCGCCGUCCUGGUUCAACGCCAACGUGGCUCCGCUGGGCCGCCGGAAGGGCUCCGGUGGGGACGGGCUCCUGGACGGGAUGACCGGCGAGACCCUGCAGGCGGAGCUGUACUACACGCUGCACGAGCCCAACGCGGAGGGCGAGUGCGGCGAGGCGGCGGGUCACCGGGGACCCCGGGGGGAGGUCCCGUCGCAGCACCCACUCCUGCGCAUCGGAAGCAUCAGCCUGUAUCAGGCCAGCCGGGAGCAGCUGUUAGUCGACAAGCAGCUGGACAAGAACAUGUUCCUCAGGCUGCCCGAGAAGCCCCUCAAGCCCGGAGAGACCCUCAGGAUCUUCUUGUACUUGAUGCCCAACUCCACAGUGGAACAGUUCAGCCUCAAGGUGAAAGCCAAGAAAGGGGUGAACCUGACCCAGACCAAGUCUAAGAACGCCCAGUGGAAGGUGGAGUGGGAGGUUCUGUCCGGUGCCAAGCAUUCUAUCACGACCAUUGAUGUGAACAAGAACACAGCAGUCAAGCCAGGGGAAGUGUUGGGCAACGCCGAGGUGAUGCAGCUGGACUUCGAGAUGGAGAACUUCACCAGCCUGUCUGUGACGCGCCGCAUCAACUGGAACAUCGACUACAAGGGCCAGAGCCCCCCGUCCGAGUCCGAGAAGGUGGUCACCGAGCUCACCGUGGUCCAGCGGGACAUUCAGGCCAUACUACCCCUGGCCAUGGACACGGAAAUCAUCAACACGGCCAUCCUGACCGGUCGCACCGUGGCCAUCCCCGUCAAGAUGGUGUCCAUCGAGAUGAACGGAGCCGUCACCGACGUCUCCGCCUUCGUGCAGUGCAAGUCAGCCAACGAAGACAUCGUUAAGGUCUCGAUGAAUUGCGACUACGUGUUCGUCAACGGCAAGGAGACGCGAGGCUCCAUGAACGCCAGGGUCAUCUUCAGCUACGAGCACCUGAGCGCACCCCUGGAGCUCACCGUCUGGGUGCCCAAGCUCCCCCUGCGAGUGGAACUGUCCGACAGCAACCUUAGCUUCAUCAAAGGGUGGCGGGUGCCCAUUCUGCCCGACCGCAGGAGCACCCGGGACAGCGACGCCGACGAGGACGAGGACGAUCGGCGGGUGAGCCGAGGCUGCACGCUGCAGUACCAGCGGGCCCUGGUCAAAGUCCUGACCCAGUUCCACACCACGUCCACCGAAGGCACCGACCAAGUCAUCACCAUGCUGGGGCCCGACUGGCAGGUGGACGUCACCGACCUGGUCCAGGACUCGCUCAAGGUGGCCGACCCCCGCGUAGCCGAGCUGGUGGACAGGACGGUCCUGGUGGGCCUGGAACUGGGAUCCACCGUUUUAAAGGUGGACUCUCCUCUGGCCGUGGACGCGGCGCUGGGCCGGGCGGCCUUCUCCGUCACGGACGACAAAGUUUCCGUCAGCCAGCUACGCGUCCACGUCGUGUCGGGCUUGAGCCUGUCGCUGCAGCCCAGCCCCGGCAACAGCCACACCUUGGUCGCCAAGGCCGCCGGCCUCCAGACGCUCGGCGCUCCCAAGCAGGAGGCCAGCUUGUCCGUGUGGAUGCUGUUCAGCGACAACACGGCUGCCACGCUGACGUACUUCGAUCCCAAGGACUACAACUUCAACGCGUCCACGCUGGACGACAAGGUGGUCUCCGUGUCUCAGGAGCCCCAGCAGCGUUGGCCCGUGGUGGUGGCGGAGGGCGAGGGCUCCGGGGAGCUGGUGCGCGUGGAGAUGACCAUCGGCGAGGCCUGCCAGAAAACCAAGCGCAAGAGCGUGAUCGCGUCGGCCGCCGUCUACGUCAGGGUCCGCUUCGGCCCCGAGGAGGACGACUCCGACGAAGAGGCGACCGCCGAAGGCGAGGCGGAGUCGCCGCCCGGCGCCGGACGCCCCGCGGUGGCCGACCCGGACUCCGGCGGGAGGAUUUACGAGACGUCCGACGAGCAACCGGCCAGCGUUCCCAUCGACUACACCGAUUUCCCCACCGCGGGCAACCGGGAGCAGCCCACGGAAACGGACGACGACGAAGAGGAGGAGGAGGAGGAGGACGACGAGGAGGAAGACGACUUCGUGCACUCGCCUCGCAACAUGACCGACCUGGAGAUCGGCAUGUACGCCCUCCUGGGGGUCUUCUGCCUGGCCAUCCUGGUGUUUCUCAUCAACUGCAUCGUCUUUGUGCUCAAGUACCGCCACAAGCGCAUACCGCCCGAGGGCCAGGUCAACAUGGACCACUCGCACCACUGGGUCUUCCUGGGCAACGGCCAGCCGCUGAGAGCCCAGUGCGACCUGUCCCCGCAGCAGGCCGACGGCCCCUCCAACCCGCUGGAGGGCGUCCAGACGUGCUGCCACGGGGACCACCACAGCAGCGGAAGCUCGCAGACCAGCGUCCAGAGCCAGGUGCACGGCCGCGGGGACGGCAGCUCCGGCGGCUCGGCCAAGGAGAGCGGCGAGGAGGCCAGCUCGCCCACCUCCAAGCGCAAGCGGGUCAAAUUCACCACCUUCACCACGCUGCCCACCGAGGACCUGCCCUACAACUCCAUCCCCGUCGCCGACGAGGAGGACAUCCAGUGGGUGUGUCAGGACAUGGGCUUCCAAGACCCCGAGGAACUGCACGACUACAUGCGCAGAAUAAAAGAAAUCGCCUGAGAAAGCUUUCCGGGGGAAAAAAGGCUCCUUUUUAUCACACACUGAGAGGAGGGGGAGAAAAAAAAAAAAGGCCAACUGUCGUUUCAGUUAGUUUGUUACGUUUAGUUUGCACAGUGCUGUAAUAUCUUAUCACACUAAACAAAACAAAAAAGAAACGGACGUAAGCCAAAGACUCGACGACCCGGAGAGAAGCGGCGGCGACGAACAAAGAGGCCUUUGAUGAACACUCCAAAACUGUCAAAGACUCUCGUGUAAAAAAAAAAAAAAAAAAAAGCUUUUUU